Acipenser ruthenus (sterlet) is the source of this 924-nucleotide messenger RNA. RefSeq lists its product as uncharacterized. The record is from RefSeq and is a predicted model, not a curated record. The transcript has 7 exons. The coding region runs from base 152 to 868 and encodes 238 amino acids. Lineage: Eukaryota; Metazoa; Chordata; Actinopteri; Acipenseriformes; Acipenseridae.
AAAAAAACAAACACACAAGUCCCAGAUGAUGAGCAGCCAGCUAGACUGCUACAUAUUUGGCCACUUAAACUCGAAUGCUGACUAAAUUGUAACUCAUUUUAAAGCAUAAAGAGAAUAUAUCACUACUUGAAAUAACUGAGACCAGUUUAAGAUGAGCCAGCGAUACAAAGUGAUACAGCGAGCUGACAGUAUCAACAGAGUCAAAACAAGUUGUGAAAACUCAACAGACUAUGCAGGGUUUCUACUAGAACAAGAGCGCAAAUGUGGGCCAGAUGGAUUUCUGGAUUCUAAAAGAUACAGGAACCCAUAUCUUGUAAGAGAACGUUUGGUCAAGAAGCUUCAAACUAACAGGGGUGCAUCCUUAUCAAGACCUCAACAGAAAGUAGAUCUAUCAUCUCAAAAAGAGUACGACCUGAAGGCACAUGAACAUGGAAUUCAAUGUAUAGAAAAGCUGGUUUGCAGAGCUGCAGAAAUUGAACACAAAUUGUCCAGUGAGGUGCAUAGAUCUGAAUAUGAAUGGAAGAAGCAAAAGAACCAAGUGGACGAUCUUCAAGCACAACUCUGCAGAUUGAGAAAGCAAAACUCAAAUCAAAUACAUAGGGGCAUGGCUGAAGCCCUUAGAAAAGAAGAAGAACUACUUUGGCUGCUGAGUAAAGAGGAAUCAGAAUUAUAUAAGCACCAGAGCAAGAAAGAAAACAGCUAUGGGAAAUUAAUUAAUCACAGAGCCCUGCAAAACGAGGACAAGCACAUUCUGGCUGAAAUGCAAAAGGAGCACAGAAGAUUACUUAAAAUCAAUGAGAAGACUAAGACAAGGUUCAAAAUAAAGGAUCAUUUCAGAACUCAGAAAGUGCUGUACAAGGUUGGUUAGAAAGACCAGAUAUUUCACCAAUAUUGGACUUAAACCACACAUACAACCCCCCCCCC